Molecule: messenger RNA, 1423 nt
Organism: Owenia fusiformis
Lineage: Eukaryota; Metazoa; Annelida; Polychaeta; Sabellida; Oweniidae
Source: the annotation of a GenBank genome assembly
AUGACAUCGCCAAAUGAACCAGCAGUAUCUUUGCUGCAAAUUAUACAGGAUAAAUACAGUGAUGAGGACUUGGACCAGGAAUUUGUGCACAUCAAAAUCACAAAGAAGAAAACAGCUUCUUCAGUCCCAGGAAUGUUGCCAAUACCCCAGUGUCUUGCAUUAAAUUACAUGAACAUCAGCUGCCCUGGGGACGAUGCUGAAUUGUCACAGUUAUGUUGCAGAGUAAGGGAACUUGAUGUUGCACAGAAUAAAUUCACAUCAUGGGAAGAUGUGUUCUCCAUGUUGAAAUGUAUGGGAUCUCUACAUUUUGUCAAUUUGUCUUCCAAUCUGCUGGACCACAGUGUUAAUUAUGAUAACAAUCAGGUGUUCAGCAAUAUCACCCACCUUAUACUGAAUAACACCCAGAUAGCAUGGUCAACAGUUGAAUCACUACUGCUCAAUACUUUCACCUGCUUAGAAGAGCUGCAUCUUAGCCUGAACAACUACUCAGUCAUCAACAAUGACAAUGCUCACACAUAUCCCAGUCUAAAAACUCUUCAUAUUAAUGGAAACAAAUUCACAGAUUUCACAGAAGUUUGCAAAAUUGGAUCCAUGUUUCCAAAUCUUCAGACUCUAGUCAUGGCCGAAAAUCAAAUAGAGACUCUCCCAUCAGAAGCUGAGAUUGCAGCAUCACUGUGUAAUAUACAGUGCCUCUCCAUAUCUAAGAACCUAAUUAAAGAAUGGUCAGAAUUAGAGAAGUUGAACUACUUUCCAAAAUUGAUUGAUGUCAAACUGCUUGGUAUCCCAUUGCUUGAGGAUUAUAAUGAAAAGAUUCGUCGUCAAUUUGUGAUCGCUGUUCUCCCCGAAAGGAUUUUGCGGCUUAAUGGUAGUACAAUAUUAAUAAAGAAUGAUGAACGGGAGGAUGCAGAGAGGGCUUUUAUUAGAUAUUACAUGGAAAAAGAUAUUAAACCAUCAAAGUUUGAUGAGCUUGAAGCAAAACAUGGCAAACUGGAUGCGCUUGUUGAAGUUGAUCUCACACUACCUGACCCCACAGUGAAAGUUAUCCUAGAGCCAGAGGAAGAUGAUGUUGCAUUAACUCGUAAAGAAACUAUAAUGCAAAUCAGUGAAAAACAGACUGUUGGUGAACUCAAGAAACAUUUAGUUAAGUUUGCUGGUAUUCCAGCUAAAAGCAUGAGACUUUUCUAUAAGGGUGCUGACAGCCACUUUGAAGAACUGAAAUUUCCAUCACUCACGAUUCGCAAUGUAGGAGAUGGAGACGAAUUUUUGAUUAUACCAAAGCAUUAAUGAUUGUUAUUGUAAUAACAAUGGAGGAUUAGAAAUAGGGGCCAGGCAAUAAUCGUAACAUUAAGACGUGAUGAUGUGAAUUGAUUUUUCACUGCUAAGUUGUUUUUCAAUUCUUAGUUAUUCAUCGAAAUGGUUUUAU